Molecule: messenger RNA, 1607 nt
Organism: Capsaspora owczarzaki ATCC 30864
Lineage: Eukaryota; Filasterea; Ministeriida; Capsasporidae
Product: galactokinase
Exons: 10
Coding region: 96-1520 (474 amino acids)
Biological process (GO): galactose metabolic process; carbohydrate phosphorylation
Cellular component (GO): cytosol; cytoplasm
Molecular function (GO): ATP binding; galactokinase activity
Source: RefSeq, a predicted model, not a curated record
ACGAAUUCAAUCCUCUCGCUGUCCAGAGCGUUCCCGCCCUCCCCAUCAGCCUCUCUCUCUCUCUCUCUCUCUCUCUCCCUUCUUCUUCCUCAAGAAUGUCCAUUCCUGUUCCGACUGUCCAUUCGCUUGGCGAUGUUUACUCGAGCGAUGCGCUUUCCGCUCAGAAGGGCCGCUACGAUCAAAUUCGCACGGCGUUCGCAUCGGCCUUUGACGGCGCCGUGCCUGACUUUUACGCCCGCGCGCCAGGUCGCGUCAAUCUCAUUGGCGAGCAUGUCGACUACAGUGGUUAUGGCGUUCUGCCUAUGGCCAUUGCGCAGGACAUUGUGGUGGCCGUGGCGAUCGCCAAGACUCCUGGCACGCAGUGCACGAUCGCAAACACCAACCCGAAACAUGCGAAAUUCUCGUUCGAUGGUGCCAAUAUCGUGAUUGACACCAAGAAGCAUCAUUGGGGCAACUAUGCCAUGGCAGGAUACAAGGGAAUCACGGAGGCUCUUGGGCUCACCAGCCCCCGUUCCCUGUAUCUCAUGGUCGACGGUGUGAUUCCUGCGGGCGCUGGGUUGUCCUCGUCUUCGGCACUUGUCUGCUGUAUUGCACUGGCUGUUGCUCGUGGCCAUGAUAAAGUGCUCACCAAGCUUGAGUUUGCCGAAAUUUGCACCAAAUGCGAGCGAUACAUCGGCACGGAAGGAGGCGGCAUGGACCAGUCCAUCUCGUUCAUGGCCAACCAAGGAGCUGCAAUGAACAUUGAGUUUGGCCCCUUGCGUGCCUUCCCCGUCAAGCUGCCCGAUGGAGCGGCGUUCGUUGUCGCUGACUCGAGCGUGGUUUCGGAAAAGCAGGUUACGGCUGCGACCAACUUUAACCUGCGCGUCGUGGAAUGCCGCUUGUCUGCGCUGUUGCUGGCCAAGCUUGGUGGUGUGCAGAACUGGCAAGAGGCCAGGACCAUUCUGCGCGCCCAGAAUGCUCUCAAUGCCAGCUUUGAUGCGAUGCUUGCGCUUGUAUCCAAGCAUUUCCAUCCGCAUGAUUACUCUUUGACCGAGCUGUCUGGUCUGUUUGGUCUCCCUGAGUCUGAGAUUGUCUCCUCGUUUAUGAGUGCUUCGACCGUUGAAGCUCGCUCCUUCCGCUUGUUCCAACGCGUGUCGCACGUUCUCCAAGAGGCGUCGCGCACCGCACAGUUUAAGACUGUGUGUGACACAGCUCCAGACGCCACCACUGCUCUUGCUAAACUGGGGCAGUUGAUGAAUGACAGCCACACCAGCUGUCGCGACCUCUACGAGUGCAGCUGCGAGGAGCUGGAUGACCUGACCUCCAUUUGUCGCCAACAAGGUGCUCUGGGCUCGCGCUUGACAGGAGCUGGCUGGGGAGGGUGCUGCGUCUCCCUCGUUCCCUCUGACAAGGUUGACGCGUUUGUCGCCAAUGUGAAGCGGCUGUACUUUGAGCGCAAGGGCAUUGCCAAUGGCCUCAUCUUUGCCUCUCCUCCGGGCUGUGGUGCCGCCAUUGUGGCCUCCGAUGCCGUUUCCAAGUGAGCAGGUUUUUGUCGACAAACCAUCGUUGAAAUCAGAAGAAUCAUUCCAAAAAAUAAAAAAAGUACAAAUAAAUUUCAAAAAAAGACA